AUGUUGACAUUGAAACCUUUGGUGCCUAUAACGUUAAAGCCUCGUUUUUCAUUCAACAUUCCGCGUCAUCAUGUCCGUUUCUGCAAAUCCCCAUUAAAGGUCAAGACAUACGCUCAAAAUGGCGGCAACGACUCGGCCAAGGAGUCUUCUGGUGGUGGAAACAGGCCGGUUAGUAACGAUGAUGGUGAUGGUUCGAAGAAAGAUCUGUUUGCUGGCUUCAGUUUCCGGUGGGGCGAUCUGCUGAAUCCGGAUCCAGAUAACUUUGUGGCCGUUGGAUUGGCUGGAGCAUUGACUUGGGCUAGCCUUCAAGUACUAUCGCAGCUUUUCUUCAUCUCUUUCGCCAUCCUCGUGGCUGCUCUCAAGUAUUCUUUUAUCGCUGCGCUUCUCAUUUUCAUCCUCGUCACUCUCCUCUAG
This is a messenger RNA of Thlaspi arvense, 414 nucleotides long. The record is from the annotation of a GenBank genome assembly. Lineage: Eukaryota; Viridiplantae; Streptophyta; Magnoliopsida; Brassicales; Brassicaceae.